AUGAUUUGGACUCAUUACUUUCAGGCAGUGGCUCUAAGCGGCGUCUUUGUAGCCAAAACCAUGGCAGAAACUUUCGAUUACAUCGUCGUGGGCGGUGGCACCGCGGGUCUCACCGUCGCCAAUCGACUCACCGAGGACCCCAGCGUGACGGUCCUGGUUCUCGAGGCUGGCGGCGAUCAUUCAGACGACCUGAAUGUUCUUGCGCCGGGUCUCUUCCCUGUCAUGUACGGUGAUCCCGAGUACGACUGGGACUACAAGACCGUCCCUCAGUCUGCUGCCAACAAUACGGUUGUGGCUCACGUCCGAGGUAAACAGCUGGGAGGCUCCAGCGCCAUGAACUUCAUGGUCUGGACGCAUCCGUCUCGCCAGGACAUCGACAAUUGGGGCGAGCUGGGCAACAAAGACUGGUCGUGGGAUGCGCUCACGCCAUACUUCCGCAAGUCCGAGUCUUUCGUGGCUCCAUCGAAACAGCAGACCGCCGACCUCCGCCUUGAAUACGUUGACCCAGGCGCUCACGGCAAAACUGGACCCAUUGGCACCGAGUUCCCAGCGCUGUAUAGCUCUCUUACCCAGGCCUGGCCUCGAACCCUCGAGAAUCUUGGACUGGGUGUCGAGGGUGACCCCCGAGAUGGACUUGCUUUGGGUGGCUACAUCCAUACCCUCAACAUCGCCGGAGCUACGAGGCGCUACGCUGCGAACGCGUAUCUGGGUCCAAUCCGUCAGCGCCCGAAUCUCAAGGUCGUUACCAGAGCAUUCGUAAGAAAGGUGCUGCUGAGGAGGAACCGACAUGGGGUCUCGGCAACUGGUGUGCGAUGGACCAAAGAUAAUGCAACGCACGAAGCAAUCGCCGCGAGAGAGGUCAUUCUCUCUGCGGGGUCCAUCGCCUCGCCCCAGUUGCUCGAGUUAUCUGGCAUAGGCAACAAAGUCCUGCUGCGGAAACACGGCAUAGAGAGUCUCGUCGACAACCCCAACGUGGGCGAAAACCUCCAAGACCACGUUUACGUACCUCUCGGAUUCGCAACCCAGCCUGGCAUCGAGACCGUCGAGGACUUCAACAAUGCAUCAUACUUCCAAGAACAGCUCGACCUAUACCUCCAAAACAAAACAGGCCGACUCUCAUCGACCAGCGCUAGUGCAUCUCUGCUAUCGCUCAAGCAGGUCGUCUCUACCUUGGACCUCAACGCCCCGGCUUUGAAGACUCAUGGUUCGGGCCUUCCCGAACAGUACCGCAUCAUCCUACGCGACCUAAAGUCAGAGGCCGUUUGUCAGCAACUCGCCUUCGAAGGUGGCAUGUCGCCGCAAUUUCAAGCCGACACAACCAAGCUCUUCUCCGCGGGCUCGCCCGGGAACUUCCUCACUCUCCUCGGCGUCCUUGAGCAUCCCUUGUCGAGGGGAAGUAUUCACAUCCAGUCUGCCGACCCGACCGUGCAUCCGAAGAUCGACCCCCGCUAUCUGACGAAUCCGAUCGACGUCCAACUUCUGAAGGCCAUCGCCCUUCAACUGCAGGUUGUUGCACGAACCAAGCCGCUUAGCGAUCUGCUUCAGAAGGAUGGAACCGCUUUUCAACCUGGGUAUUACGAACUCACUCCGGAGAAUGUCGAGGAGUGGGUGCGAGGUGGGCUACAGAGCGAGUAUCACCCGUGCGGUACUUGUGCGAUGAUGCCGAAGGACAAGGAAGGAGUUGUCGAUGAGAAGUUCAGAGUCUACGGUGUGAGGAACUUGCGGGUUGUUGACGCCAGUGUCUUUCCAUUGAUCCCGAGAGCCAAUAUUCAGUCUCUUGUUUAUGCAGUGGCGGAGAGAGCAGCAGAUAUUAUUAAGGGAGGUAGUAAGUAG
Messenger RNA from Colletotrichum karsti, 1833 nucleotides. Its product is annotated as putative GMC oxidoreductase. NCBI's taxonomy places the organism in Eukaryota, Fungi, Ascomycota, Sordariomycetes, Glomerellales, Glomerellaceae. The record is from RefSeq and is a predicted model, not a curated record. The transcript is spliced from 4 exons. Bases 1 to 1833 code for a protein of 610 amino acids. Gene Ontology annotation, molecular function: flavin adenine dinucleotide binding; oxidoreductase activity, acting on CH-OH group of donors.